This is a messenger RNA of Columba livia (rock pigeon), 1875 nucleotides long. It is a transcript of the gene LUZP2, whose product is annotated as leucine zipper protein 2. Lineage: Eukaryota; Metazoa; Chordata; Aves; Columbiformes; Columbidae. The transcript is spliced from 12 exons. The coding region runs from base 304 to 1335 and encodes 343 amino acids. The record is from RefSeq and is a predicted model, not a curated record.
ACCUGCGCACCCGCCCGGCCGGGGCCGGCAGGAGGAGGCGGGUCGGGGCCGGGCGGGUUCUCUGUGUUGGCAGCGGCGGCAGCAGCAGCAGCUCGUUGUGCUUCGUGACAUCACUCCUGGAGCUCCCAUCCCACUCGGAGCUCCUUUCCUCACUCGUUCCAGCGGUCUGUCUGCUCCGGAGGAGCUCGGAGCCUCCCCGGGCGAGGCGAGCUCGGGAGCUGCUGGAGGAAGAUUCGGAGGGAGGAGGGAAGGGUCGGUGCGAGGGGGAUAGUGAGGAACGGAACACACCAGAGCAGCUCCAGGAUGAGAUUCCUCUCUGCUUACUACUUGCUGCCUCUCUUUCCUGCACUGGUCUUCAGCGCUAGACAGGGCUACGAAGAACUGGAAAGGCAGCUGAAAGAAGUCUUUAAGGAGAGGAGUAAUAUUCUUCGUCAACUGUCGAAGACUUCUAAAGAACUUGAGGGAAUUAAAGUAAACCUCCAGUCUUUGAAAAAUGAUGAAGCAUCAGCCAAAAGUGAUGUGCAGAAACUUCUGGAAAUGGGACAAAAGCAAAGGGAAGAAAUGAAAUCUCUCCAGGAGGCCUUUCAAAAGCAGCUUAAUGAGGCAGCUGAGAAAGCAGAAAAACAGCAGGCGACUAUUAACUUCUUGAAGACCGAAAUGGAAAGGAAGAGCAAAAUGAUCCGUGACCUCCAAAAUGAGAACAAAAGCCUCAAAAACAAGCUCUUGUCAGGAAAUAAGCUUUGUGGUAUUCAUGCAGAAGAGUCAAAAAAGAUCCAAGCGCAGCUGAAAGAGCUUCGUUAUGGAAAAAAGGAUUUGAUUUUUAAGGCACAACAGUUAACAGAUCUGGAGCAAAAACUAGCUGUUGCAAAAGAUGAAUUGGAAAAGGCAGCUCUUGACAAAGAGUCACAGCUGAAAGCUCUGAAGGAGACCGUGCAGCUUUGCCUCUCUGCCGUUCUGCACAGUCAGCCGCCCGCUACGAACCUAAUCCCUUCAAAACCAGCGGAGAAGCUGACAUCCCCGCUUACAAAGGGCUCUAAAGUUCCAUUUCAAGUGACAGGCGCCAAGAGAAAUGCUUCAGCAGAGAAAGAGAAUCUUCAUGUGGCCUCAAGAAAGGAAGAAAAUCAGAGCAUCCAGGAGUGCGAUUCUCAAGAUGUUGGCAAGACGUGUUUGGGAAAUCGCAAUAAUUCAACAUUGCGUUUGAAGACAGCAGAGACAGAGACAAGUUUUCAGAAGUUGCACAGCCCUCCGUGGACUAAAUCUGACGACAAAAAAUCACCUGAAAGAAAUGAGAAAAAAUUUGAAGAGUCUUUUAGUACAAAGGAAAAAAAAAUAUAAGCACUACUAAUCUACAUUAAAAAUGCCCGUCUCUUGCUUCCAUCGUCAUAUUUUUUUAGUUCAGGGGCAUGAAUUGUAUCAGGUUUCUAAAGCAUGCAUUUUUCAAUAUUUUAUGAAUGUUUGUAAAUUAGUCUAGAAUAGACCAAUUAGUACCUUUCAGCAAUAAUCCAAAAUGGAUGUUUGGAGAAAUGCAUUGUAAUACAGUCCAGUUUUUGAACUCUGGCUCUACCUGAUUAGUAACUGCAUACUAUGAAUUAGUUUCUUCAUGAACAACAGCCAUUAUCAAGUAUUUUCUCAGUCUGUUCUAUUUCAUGUACCUUUAUGACAGGUUAGGUUCUAAAUGAAAUUAAGAAUUAAGGGGCAGGUAAUGAGGGGGGAAAUAUUUGUGUAAACAUAGUUUAAGUACAACGCAACUCGUAAGAGUAACUGUAAAAACAGAGCAGUAGGGAUCCAUGUAUACUUACCUUUCAGUAAUAACAUUUCAAAUCUGCUUACUCAAACAAUAAAAGAUAUUUGGUUGGUUGUUUCUUUUUUUCUAAA